AGCACGGAAUCGAUUGGGUUGGAAUUCCAGACCUAGCUGAAGUUUAACUGCUGUUGCCUUCAGCGGGCUGGUCUUCUGAAUCCCCAGAGAGGUGUGGACCAGAUUGGAUUUCUAGAUUUGCAGCUCCGAGCUCCUGCCCGCCUUCACUGAGGGGAUUUCUCUGCUAGGCAUUGUUCCUAUCAUCAACUUUGCACGGAGGAGCCAGCUAGCCAGCUGCAACUGCGAAUAAUAGCUCCUUGGCUCUGUUUGUGGAUUGGGCAAGCUGCUGCGCUGUGGCUCUUAAAGUUCAUCCUGUGGCUGCUUUAUCAAACCUAGGAGUGCUUCUGAAUGGAUUACCUUUCAAAGGCAGCACUUCAUUCUAAAACUUGAGAAUUUGUCGCUUUAAUGUUGUUUUCUUAUUUUUUUUUUUCUUUUAAUUUCCUUAACCUUCUUUUGGUCGCAGCAGCAAGCUACAGGAUAAAAGUCAAGACAGGAUCCAAGGGCAUGUGCCAGGUUUGAAGGCCACACAUGAGGUCAUUCCAGGCAGCACUGGUGGCUAAGCCUAAAGCAUCAGUCAGCAAUAAUUGCUAGAAACAGACAAAAAAAAAAAAAAAGCAGGGAAGGCCGUUAUCUUCCAAGGCACUUUCUUGUAAGCAUCCUGACAAGAAAGAACCAAAGAACAGCAACAAUGAAACGAUUGUUGCGAGAGUCAGAAGAAGAAAUCAUGGUCACCUUGGGACCUUCAUCCAGCCUUUCACCAGAUAAGGUAAAGGCAGAGACUAUGUGUGGCAGCAAGAACAAGUCUUCAGGCCCUACUAGAUCCUUAUCAGAGGAUAGCUUUGCGCUUCCUUGCUGUGGAUCCACAGCCUCAUCCACUGGUGGAGAGAAAGAUGGGGACCUGGCCCAGCUUUGUAGCUUUGGGCAACAGGUGAACAGCCAUCUUCCUCUGGCCUCUGCUGCCUCUGUGUCAGGGUCUGAUUCUCAGGAACUUUCAUCUGCCAGCAUUACCACAAACUGUCAAGAUCCCUCAGAGAGAAACCAAACAAGGCCCCCUUUGUCCAGAAGUUCUGACCAAAGGUGUAGCUGUGAACAGCAAGAGCCUUUGGGGGAUGUAGUGGAGUACAUCAUCAGAGAGCUGCAAGGCAUCAGCCGUCUUCAGAGUGAGAUUGCUGAGCUCCGGCAGCACUUGAGCCAAGUCCGGGGCUCUGUUGAUGAAGUGUCUAGCUGUGUAGACUCAGUACUGAGUGAAAUAGAAGGCUUGCAUGUGGGCAGCAGCUCCCUGGCCAAGGUAGGUGAGGGGGAAAAGGCCCAGGAACCCCAUGUAGGAAGACCCAGAGAGGAAGCCAUUCUUUAUCUAUAUGGACUUCCUGAACAUGAUGGGGAAAACACUAUGGAACUUGUGAACAACUUCCUAGCCAAGCAUCUCUGUAUUAAUGGCAUGCAGUUCAACAGGUACAUCAGAGAGGCAUACAGGGCAGGCACAGCUCCUGCCCCCAGGCCCACGGUGGUGAAACUCGUCCAUCUAGAGCACAGAGACUUCAUCUUGCAGAAAUCCAUCCUCUUGCAGAGUGUCGGGGUCAGGGUUGCCACCAGAGAAGAUCCAGGCUGGCCACAAGGCUAUAAGAAUCCCCCAGAGGAGUCUGUAUCAUGCUUGCAACAGCGUCAAGAUCGUAGUUGGAAUUCUUUAAACCAGGAUAAACCAGGUCUUCAGAUGGAAACAGGGAAUAGAAGAUGCACAGUGGGACCAUACCAGAUGAAGACCCAGAACCAACAUAGGGAGCAUCAGGCUUCUGAGCAGCAAGACCUUUGCUUCCUACUGAAGGACAACCUAGCAAAACAGAGUGAUGUGACUAAGGCAGAGGAUGAGGUAAAAGGAACAUCAGGAGCAUCCCAGGUAAUCAGUGACCAUUGUGAUGAACUGUCACCCCUCCAACAAUUUGAGCAUCCUUCCUCAGUGUUAAUCUCAAAAACAGAAGAUUGUGGGAAAUCCCAGAUUUUCAAACAGAACAGCCAAGAACUUGCAGCAUAUAAAGUGAAAAAGCUACAAAAUGAUUGUAGUGAUGAAAGUGUGGACAGCAGCUGCCUGCCAUUGUCUGGGUCACUGAAAACAGACGGGGUAAAUGCAGAGGACAAGCUUCUAGGCUGUGAGGCUAGGCUUGAUAUUCUGAGCUCAAGGCAGCUGGAGGACCUUUUGGCAGACAAGUCCAGGAGGUCUGCAACUCUGAGCUCUGGCCGAAUGAUGGAGGAAAUGAUCAUAGGACCUGAUACUUUUAGUAACAUGGUUCAUAUAGACCUGAAUGAAGAAGAGGAAUGCACUGUUCAGGUCCUUAAGGAUGUUCUUGACAAGUCCUCCACCUCCCUGGGUGGCUCGGAGGAGGGUGAGGAUGUGGAAAUAAAAUUUUACACAACUAAGCUGAGCCGAGCAAUUCACCACUUUCGUUCAGCUCUGCAGGGAGUGUUUCAAAAGCUGGACAACAGUGGGUCCAUCAGUCCUGAGGACCUAGAAAGUAAUGAGAAUGGGUCCCAGUCAGGGAACAGUGAUCGACUUCUAGGGACCUUGAGUUCAGGGGGUACCCACAGUUGUUCCACAGACAGCCCUGGAAGUCAAGAGAGUGAGAGCUUGCUCAGUAUGGUGUUUGGUGGAGCAGGCAUCUCUACACAGGAUGACCAAACCCCUCAAGAUGCAAACAACUUUUCUCUUACUUCUAAUAACUCCUCUCUUGCAAAUUCAUUGCCCAUAUUCCCUCUGGCCCCAUGUCUGGGAUUUGAGACUUGUUCCAGGCUUGACUCUCCUAAUCAAGGCAAACUGAGCUUAGAGCAAGUGUGUGCAGAGACCAUUUACCUCAACAAGUGCAUCAACAAUUUUAAAAAUGUUCUAAGAGAGAAGAAACUGAGGCAGAAAAAGCUUUUGCAAGAUCUAGUACAGGAGGCAAAUCAUCUUUCAGUGGAAGAUAUGCCUUCAGAAGGAAAGCGAGAAGCCCUUCAGAUUCCAGAUGAUGGCGACCCCUCUCUGCCUCAGUGGCUCCCAGAAGGGCCAGCUGGAGGGCUCUAUGGCAUUGACAGCAUGCCAGAUCUACGUAGAAAGAAGCCACUGCCACUUGUCAGUGACCUGGCCAUGUCACUGGUCCAGUCCCGGAAGGCGGGGAUUACUUCUGCAAUGGCUACACGUACCUCUCUCAAGGAUGAAGAGCUGAAAUCCCAUGUAUAUAAGAAAACCCUUCAGGCCUUACUCUACCCCAUCUCGUGCACCACACCCCACAACUUUGAGGUCUGGUCAGCCACUACUCCUACCUACUGCUAUGAGUGUGAAGGCCUGCUUUGGGGCCUUGCCCGGCAGGGUAUGCGCUGCAGCGAGUGUGGAGUCAAGUGCCAUGAGAAGUGCCAGGAUCUGCUCAAUGCCGACUGCCUGCAACGGGCUGCAGAAAAGAGCUCCAAACAUGGAGCCGAGGACCGGACCCAGAACAUUAUCAUGGCCAUGAAAGACCGGAUGAAGAUCCGAGAGCGGAAUAAACCAGAGAUCUUUGAGGUUAUCCGUGAUGUCUUCACAGUGAGCAAAGUUGCCCAUGUGCAGCAGAUGAAAACAGUGAAGCAGAGUGUUCUGGAUGGCACCUCCAAAUGGUCAGCCAAAAUUACCAUCACUGUGGUGUGUGCCCAGGGCCUACAAGCCAAAGAUAAGACAGGAUCCAGUGACCCUUAUGUGACUGUGCAAGUUGGGAAAACCAAAAAACGUACCAAGACCAUUUUUGGAAAUUUGAAUCCUGUUUGGGAGGAGAAGUUCCAUUUUGAGUGCCACAACUCCUCUGACCGCAUUAAGGUACGAGUGUGGGAUGAGGAUGACGACAUCAAAUCCAGAGUAAAGCAGCGGCUAAAGCGAGAGUCUGAUGAUUUCCUUGGCCAAACCAUCAUUGAGGUUCGGACACUGAGUGGAGAGAUGGAUGUCUGGUACAAUCUAGAGAAGAGGACAGACAAAUCUGCUGUUUCUGGGGCUAUCCGGCUACAAAUCAAUGUGGAGAUCAAGGGGGAGGAGAAGGUGGCCCCAUACCAUGUACAAUAUACAUGUCUCCAUGAGAACCUUUUCCAUUACCUCACAGACAUUCAGGGCAGUGGAGGAAUCCGGAUCCCAGAGGCUCGGGGAGAUGAUGCAUGGAAGGUGUAUUUUGAUGAGACAGCCCAAGAAAUUGUGGAUGAAUUUGCCAUGCGCUACGGCAUCGAGUCCAUAUAUCAAGCAAUGACGCACUUUGCAUGUUUGUCAUCCAAGUACAUGUGUCCCGGUGUGCCAGCAGUGAUGAGCACCUUACUGGCCAAUAUCAAUGCCUACUAUGCCCACACAACUGUGUCCACUAACGUCUCUGCAUCUGAUCGCUUCUCAGCCUCCAACUUUGGUAAAGAAAGAUUUGUGAAACUGCUGGACCAGCUACACAACUCCCUGAGGAUCGACCUCUCUAUGUAUAGGAAUAAUUUUCCUGCUGGAAGCCCUGAGAGACUUCAAGAUUUAAAAUCCACAGUGGAUUUGCUUACCAGCAUUACUUUCUUCAGAAUGAAGGUGCAAGAACUGCAGAGCCCUCCAAGAGCCAGCCAAGUAGUAAAGGAUUGUGUGAAAGCCUGUUUGAAUUCCACAUAUGAAUACAUAUUCAACAACUGCCAUGAUCUCUACAGUUGCCAGUACCAGCUGAACGAGAAGCAGGAACUACCGCUGGAGGAGCCAGGGCCCAGCAUUCGGAACUUGGACUUCUGGCCCAAACUUAUCACACUUAUUGUGUCUAUCAUAGAGGAAGAUAAGAAUUCCUACACACCUGUUCUGAACCAGUUUCCUCAGGAGUUAAGUGUGGGGAAAGUCAGUGCAGAAGUGAUGUGGCAUCUAUUUGCUCAAGACAUGAAAUAUGCAUUGGAGGAACAUGAGAAGGACCGGCUGUGUAAAAGUGCCGACUACAUGAACCUGCACUUCAAGGUGAAGUGGCUCCACAAUGAAUAUGUACGGGAUCUGCCUGCCCUCCAGGGCCAGGUGCCUGAGUACCCAGCGUGGUUUGAGCAAUUUGUGCUGCAGUGGCUAGAUGAGAAUGAAGAUGUGUCCCUGGAAUUCCUUCGUGGGGCCCUGGAACGAGAUAAGAAGGAUGGGUUCCAGCAGACAUCAGAGCAUGCACUCUUUUCCUGUUCUGUGGUGGACGUCUUUACACAACUCAACCAGAGCUUUGAGAUCAUCCGGAAAUUGGAAUGCCCAGACCCCAGCAUCCUUGCCCACUACAUGAGAAGAUUUGCUAAGACCAUUGGGAAAGUGCUGAUGCAGUAUGCAGACAUCUUAUCAAAGGACUUCCCAGCUUAUUGCACAAAGGAGAAACUGCCCUGCAUCCUGAUGAACAAUAUGCAGCAACUGAGGGUCCAGCUGGAGAAAAUGUUUGAGGCCAUGGGAGGCAAAGAGCUGGACUCUGAAGCUGCAGACAGUCUGAAGGAGCUUCAGGUGAAACUGAAUACAGUUCUGGAUGAGCUCAGUAUGGUGUUUGGAAACAGCUUCCAGGUACGGAUUGAUGAGUGCAUUCGACAAAUGGCUGACAUCCUGGGCCAAGUUCGGGGCACAGGAAAUGCAUCUCCCAACGCCCGGGCCUCGGUGGCUCAGGAUGCAGAUAGUGUGCUGCGACCUCUCAUGGACUUCCUGGAUGGCAACCUCACACUUUUUGCCACUGUGUGUGAGAAGACGGUUCUGAAACGAGUCCUGAAGGAGCUCUGGAGGGUAGUAAUGAACACCAUGGAACGGAUGAUUGUCUUGCCCCCACUCACUGACCAGACAGGCACCCAGCUGAUCUUCACUGCUGCCAAGGAGCUGAGCCAGCUUUCUAAACUCAAGGACCACAUGGCACGAGAGGAAACACGGAACCUUACUCCAAAGCAGUGUGCUGUCCUCGACCUGGCCCUGGACACCAUCAAGCAAUACUUCCACGCAGGAGGCAAUGGUCUGAAGAAAACCUUCCUGGAGAAGAGCCCAGACCUGCAGUCUCUACGCUAUGCCCUGUCUCUGUACACACAGACCACAGACACUCUCAUCAAGACAUUUGUGCGCUCACAGACUGCCCAGGGGGCUGGUGUGGAUGAUCCUGUGGGAGAAGUCUCUAUUCAGGUGGACUUAUUUACCCAUCCUGGCACUGGGGAGCACAAGGUCACAGUGAAAGUGGUGGCUGCCAAUGACCUCAAGUGGCAGACAGCGGGUAUGUUCCGACCUUUUGUGGAAGUGACCAUGGUUGGCCCACACCAAAGUGAUAAGAAGAGGAAGUUCACAACCAAAUCCAAAAGCAAUAACUGGGCCCCCAAGUACAAUGAGACAUUCCAUUUUCUUCUGGGAAAUGAAGAGGGUCCAGAGGCCUAUGAGUUGCAAAUAUGCGUGAAGGAUUACUGCUUUGCCCGGGAGGAUCGUGUGAUAGGACUGGCAGUGAUGCCCCUGAGGGAUGUGGCAGCCAAGGGCAGCUGUGCCUGCUGGUGUCCCUUGGGCCGGAAGAUCCACAUGGAUGAGACAGGCAUGACCGUUCUCCGGAUUCUGUCUCAGAGGAGCAAUGACGAAGUGGCCCGAGAGUUCGUGAAACUCAAAUCAGAGUCCCGUUCCACAGAGGAGGGGAGUUGA
Molecule: messenger RNA, 6586 nt
Organism: Nannospalax galili (Upper Galilee mountains blind mole rat)
Lineage: Eukaryota; Metazoa; Chordata; Mammalia; Rodentia; Spalacidae
Gene: Unc13b
Product: unc-13 homolog B
Exons: 33
Coding region: 668-6586 (1972 amino acids)
Biological process (GO): synaptic vesicle priming; presynaptic dense core vesicle exocytosis; synaptic vesicle maturation
Cellular component (GO): neuromuscular junction; synaptic vesicle membrane; terminal bouton
Molecular function (GO): phospholipid binding; syntaxin-1 binding; diacylglycerol binding
Source: RefSeq, a predicted model, not a curated record